Plasmopara halstedii is the source of this 2604-nucleotide messenger RNA. RefSeq names its product transcription initiation factor tfiid. The transcript is spliced from 2 exons. The record is from RefSeq and is a predicted model, not a curated record. Bases 1 to 2604 code for a protein of 867 amino acids. Lineage: Eukaryota; Oomycota; Peronosporomycetes; Peronosporales; Peronosporaceae. Gene Ontology annotation, cellular component: transcription factor TFIID complex. Gene Ontology annotation, molecular function: RNA polymerase II general transcription initiation factor activity; protein binding. Gene Ontology annotation, biological process: transcription initiation at RNA polymerase II promoter.
AUGUCAUCAUUUGCCGCCUCUGGUGGUCUUGACACCUCUGCACGUCCAGUGCCGUCGCCAUUAUUGGAGCUGACAGAUUCCAGUCAGGCACUUCCUAUUGCAACACGACAGUCACUGGAUAAUGCUUCGAAUACUGAAACCAAUGUUUCUGUCAUGGACGAGCUGCUGCUGAAGUAUCUCCAAACGCGGGGCUAUGAUAUCUCUAAACGAGACGCAUAUCAUCAUCACGUUACCGAAGAAGAACGAAGGCGAAUAUUAGGAGACCAAGCGGCACGAAUAGAGAACGCUAGUAUUCACAAAUACGCGCAGCAAAUGGGUUUGACUACCGAAGCUUGCACAGCAAAUCAUUUGCUGUUUUACGGACUCACAGACGGCAAUCCUGAAACUUAUAACGACGCGUAUGGGCAGUUGGUAGACUGGAUUUGCAACUCGUUGGACAUGUACCGCAACGAGUUGCACGCCAUUGCUUUCCCGAUCUUUGUACAUUGUUUUUUGGAGCUAUUGGGUAAGGGUUUUGUGGAAGCAGGCAGAAAUUUUUUCCACCGAUAUGCAGCGGACCACACGAGAUUGCAUUUGGAAGAAUUGCGAACACUGAGUCUCAUAUUUACAACGCAGCAUUUGCGCGAAAACGAGUAUGUGCGCGAAGUACUACACAGCAAGUUUAACGUAGAGAUCAGUUUGCUGUCUUUCGAGCUGCUUAUCACAUUUUUGAGCCAAACACAUCUGUUCUUAUUACUGGCGAUUGUUAAUGAGCGGGUCAACAUUGUUGUGACGUCGAAUCAACCUGGCUUACAAAUUCAGCAACUUCAGGAUACAUCUUCCCAAGACCAAAUUUUGAAUAAUUUAGAGGCGAAAAAUGAUGCAGCCAGUGGAUUCAAGACUUCAGACGAACUUGCAAAGAAUGUUGCAGCAUCGGAGCAUCCGAGUGAAAGUGAAAUAGCUGUACCUUUAACGACAGGACCUUAUGACAUGGACUACAUGGUUCGCGCAGCUAAUGGGUCGGCAGCGUCUACGGGGCCCAUGGGCUAUUCGGUGCUUGAUCUCAAUGCAAUUCCUGUACAGUGGGGAGUUCUUCCAGAACGCAAGGUUCAUGACCCUUUAGCAGAGGAAGACGAGGAUGACGACGGAAAAGACGGCGACAUAAUGCCUUCAAAUGGAGCAUUAGCGAAUAGCUCAAUAAGUGUUGGUGGUGAUGACGUAGGGGCAGUGGAUAGGGACAAGAAAGCAGACGGCUUAAAAGAUAAAACCAAGACAAGUACGCUGCUUUCCGACGCUAAUCGUAAGCACAAACGUGUAAAACUGUCUUUUGAUGGUUCAGCAGGCACAAGAAAAGAGGCUUUAGAGGAGACUGGCCCACUUCCAGAUCGGAAAAAUGCAUUCAACGCUGAGUUGAUGGAAAAACUCGUGCUUCGAGUGCCUGCCGACAUGAAAGAACAUAUUUUAGAAGACAUUCGGGUCCGAGCACCUGUAAGUCGAAGUGCUUUACCAUCAGCUUUAUGCUUCACGUUGCUCAAUUCAGCAACACAUAUUAACAAUAUGUGCUUUAGUGACGAUGUUACAAUGGUUGGCGCUGUCUGUGACGAUGCCUCGUUCCGUGUAUGGCGUAACGAUGAGCAUCCAUUGGGCACAGCAACAGGAUCGGUCUAUCAUGGCGGUACCCGACCAUCAUUUACUGAUGCAGAGGAAGAUGAGAGAAUGGCCGUAUUACGAGGUCAUACAGGUGCUGUGUAUGGUGCAAGUUUCUCUCCUGACAACCGGUUUGCACUUACAGCAUCGGCAGACUCGACUGUUAGAUUGUGGAGUCUAGCAGCAAAGAGCAACUUAGUCGUUUAUCGAUCGCAUCAAGGUGCUCCUGUAUGGGAUGUUAUCUUUGCACCACUGGGAUAUUACUUCGCCACCUGUUCUAUGGACCGGACUGCACGGCUCUGGAGCACGGAUCAUAUGAGUCCACUCCGUAUACUUGCAGGUCACUUAUCAGAUGUGGAGUGCGUGCGAUUUCAUCCGAAUCACAACUACGUGGCUACCGGCUCAAGCGAUAAGACCGUUCGAUUAUGGGACGUACAGACUGGUAGAUGUGUCCGUGUCUUCACGGGUCACUUUCGUGGGGUGCAGUCGCUUGCAUUUUCGCACAAUGGUCAAUAUCUUGCAAGCUCUGGUGAGGAUCAAUACAUAAAUAUAUGGGAUCUACAGGCUGGGAAACGUUUGGAGACUCUCAUGGGACACAAGGCCAUGGUCACUUCGCUGGACUUUAGCCGAGAGAGUACAAUUUUAGCUAGUGGGGGAUUAGAUUCGACCGUGCGUCUGUGGGAUAUGAAGGCGCUUACAGAAAAAUCGACAACAAUUUCUAAUAUCUCAGGUGCAAUGAAAGACUUGCAUGUAAACUCAUCGAUUACAGCCUCACCAAAAGGCGACAAACUCGCUGGUCGAAGCUGGUUUGUCAAACCGGUGCCAAUGGUACGGCCAGGAGGUAGACAGGAAUUGCCAUCUUCGCGAUUCCUACUGAAGACGCUGCGCUCAAAGCAGACACCCAUGUACCGUGUCCAUUUUACGCCACGCAACCUGCUGCUUGCUGGUGGUAUUUUCCAGCCAAAAUCGGAUACAUAG